This is a messenger RNA of Prorocentrum cordatum, 1375 nucleotides long. Lineage: Eukaryota; Dinophyceae; Prorocentrales; Prorocentraceae. The record is from the annotation of a GenBank genome assembly.
AGGGCCUUUGCGGACGACAUUGCGGCAGUUACCCCGGACUUUUUCGAGUCCGCUCUGGUCCUGCUUUCCAUUUUCGCAGACCUCGGGCGCAUAUCUGGCUUGCACUCGAAUGUGCCGAAGACCUACGUGGUCCCACUCUUCCGCAGCGACGCGGCGACAGUGUUGCGCGAGGUGCUCUCUGUGCACCCGGGAUGGAGCGGCGUGCUCGACAGGGCGAGCUGGUGGGGGGGCCGCAGGCAGGGGGCUCUACCUGACGACGGCUGCCUACGCGGUGUAUAUUGCAUGUGUCCUCGAAUUCCUCAUGCAGCUGGAUGCCCUGCCACCUCGCUGGGCGACAGUGGAGGCCGAGGUAUUCACCCGUUUAGUACCUGGCUCCAACUUAUGGACAUGCCCGGAUGACCUUCGGCAGCUCCAAGUCUUCGGCUUCCCCCGCGGAUUUGCAGAUCUGCGCACGCGGCAGAGGGCAGCGCAGCUUCGGGUUGCAGCAAUGGAGAACGGCGCCGGGGGCGGCUUGCGGGUAGCAGCCCGCGCCGCUGAGCUCCGCCGCAUUCGCAUGAAUUCCGACAACAUGAUGGUAUGAUGGUGGCCGCUGCUUGGGCGGAUUGGUUCGACCGCUCAUACAUCUGCCAGCUGGACGACAAUCUGACGCAGUGCAGCGCCGCGGGCGUCAGUUCCCACGCAGUCGAGCGGCAGCUUCUGGGAGACGAGAUUGCCCGGCCGCUCACGGAGCAACGAGCCCACAGGCUCCGACGCGGCUUCCAGGGCUGCGCCGCUACUUUGUUGACGACCACUAGGCCAGAGGAGCUGGAGCCGCGCGUGCGGCACAAACUCGAACGCUGGGCGGUCGACCAGUACCCCCGUAUCCGGGUAUCGCAUGGCAUGAGAUUUCUCCGGAUCUUGGGGAAGACUGCGCCUCCCCGGAUUUGGGCGGCACCCUGGCGAGCCAUGUGGAACGGCUGGCCGACUUCACGGCGCACCCAAGGGCGGUCGGGCCUCCCUGGCUGCAUGUUCGGGUGUGCAGAGAGCAGCCAGGAUUCUAUCGAGCACUACGCGAACUGCACGACCGGACACUCCGUCAUGGCAAGAGAUUUGGGCAUGUCCAGGGCGGCCACGCCGCGGGGCCGCGGCCAAUUUCCUGGGCCUUGACCUCCGGGUCGCCGCGGACGACGACGCGGUGAUUUUGCGGGGCAUCCGCUAGGCGGCAAUGUACCGCGUCCACUGCCAUUGCCGUCACGGGCAGCUCCGCCAAGGGCUGGCAGCGGUGGAGGCGCUGCGACAGCUUUGCCGGGGGUCGUGAAAGGCCACCGGCAAGCCAGCCUACGAGGCGGCCCAAGCACGCGGGGGAGGGAAUAGGUGAGGUGACGCGCUUGACAGA